This is a messenger RNA of Sclerotinia borealis F-4128, 819 nucleotides long. The record is from the annotation of a GenBank genome assembly. Lineage: Eukaryota; Fungi; Ascomycota; Leotiomycetes; Helotiales; Sclerotiniaceae.
AUGCUCCCCUCAAUCAGAGCAGCAUCUUUGUUCAGUUUACCUCCAUCAUUGCGACCAAUUCUCGCCGCGCGGCAUUAUGCAACACAUACAGGCUUAGGUACCACAAACACCUCGUCGCAACCAAAAAGAAAAGCCGUUACAACAUUCAACGAUGAUGGCAGAGUCCCUUGGCGCGAUUUAUCGGGACGAGAGAAGGUUGCUAGAACAACACAGCAAACUUUCAAUUUAGGGACUGUCCUUAUCGGCACAGCAUUGACGGGUGGUGUCACAUAUCUUCUUUACACAGAAGUGUUUGCUCCCGAUAGUAAAAUCAACCAAUUCAACAGAGCGGCCGACCAAGUCAAGGAGGAUCCGCGAUGCAUAGAAGUAUUAGGCAAUGGAAAGAAGAUACGGGCAUAUGGCGAGCCAACAUCGAGCAAGUGGGCUAGAGCCGGGCCUAUUGCGUCUAAUAUCACGAAAGAUCGUCGAGGGGUGGAACAUUUGAUUAUGCAUUUUAAUGUCGAGGGUCCGCUGAAUAGAGGUGUGGUGAACCUACAUAUGGUCAAACCACCAUCUGAGAGCUCCUUUUUGUACAAAUACUUAUUCUUGGAUGUGAAAGGACAUCAGAGGAUAUACCUUGAGAAUGCCGAUGCGACGAAUGGGCCUGGGAAAGAUAAGAAUACCUGGCAAGAACUCGAUUCUAGAAUGAAUCCAUCCACUAUUGUUGGGGCUCAAAAAAAGGCUUCAGGUCAAGUUAGAAAGAAAACUCUGUUCUCUCUAGUUGUCCAAGUUAGCUUAAGACAGUUCUACUGUGAAGAACGCAUUUAUACUACAAUCUGA